CACCUCCGCACGCUCCAUUGUCUUCCGUAUUCAAGCGCCGUCCCGCACAAGUCUCCUUCUGUCCCUCAUACCAUUCCGAGAGCAGGAAAUCAACUCCAAGGACUCCCUGACUUGGUUCACAGCUCCUCGCCAUGGCCGCACCUCUGUACACCACGGAAUCCGGUCUCCUCUGGCACGCCGGAAAGAUCCUCGUCGUGACCGUCGGCCUACCAGCUCGUGGAAAGACCCAUAUCUCCCGCUCCCUGGAACGCUAUCUACGAUGGAUGGGCGUCAAGACGCAAGUCGUUUCCACCGGCGACUACCGCCGGAAGACGCUCGGAGGGACGAAGAACCUGCCACCAGACUACUUUAAUCUUGGCGGAGAACGUAGUCAAUCAACAAAUGAGUUGCGCAAGAAGAUCCUGGAGGGCUGCGAGAAGUUGAUCUGGGACUUCUUCCAUGGGGGAGGGCAGGUCGUGAUAUACGACGCGAACAAUGGGACGAGGCAGGCGCGGGCGACGCUGGCGAAGAAGUUCACGGAUGCGGGGAUCCAUGUCAUCAUGCUAGAGUCCGUCUGCGAUAACCAAGAGAUCAUUGAAAACAAUAUACGAAGCGUCAAGAUCUCCUCUCCAGACUACCGUGAAUGGGACCCGGAUCAGGCCGUGAAGGACUACUUCCGUCGUAUUCAAGACCACGAGAAGUUCUACGAGCCCGUUGAGGAGACGACAUGGCCGUUCAUCCGCAUCAUCAACGUAGGAGAGAAGAUCAUGGUCAACAACAUCCGUGGCUACCUUCAAUCUCGGAUUGUCUUCUUCCUCAUGAACAUCCACAACCGCUAUCGGACAAUUUACUUUGCCAGGUCCGGCCAAUCCCUCAUCGAACAUUCGUACAAAGCCGACUCCGACCUCUCGCCUGCCGGUUGGGAGUACGCCGAGAAGCUGAAAGACUUCGUGCUUGAGCGAUGGCAGAAGAGCUUGAAGGAGCGCGGCUUGAAGCAGGAGCAGCGGAGAUUGGUGAUAUGGACUUCCACCCGCCGUCGUGCCCAUCACACUGCCUGGCCCUUCCUCUCCGAAGCGUCUGCGUCGCAUGGCCGGCAACAGGUGACAACCGGAACCGUCGCUGCCACGCCCGCCGUCCAAACGACGAUGCAAGAGGUCCCUAACCCGAUGGAGUCCGCAAACACCCCACCCGUCAACAUCAAGGUCGUCGAGAAAGCCCAAAUGUCCGAAAUCAACCCCGGCAUCUGGGACGGCCUCUCCCCCGACCAAGCGCGCAAGUACUACCCCCAGGACUGGGAGCGCUUCGUCAAGGACCCCUACGCCUUCCGCGCGCCCCGCGCCGAGAGCUACCACGACCUCUGCGUGCGGCUCGAGCCCGUGCUCAUCGAGCUCGAGCGCGAGCGCGAGGACCUGCUCAUCAUCGGACACUCCUCCGUCAUCCGCUGCCUGCUCGCCUACCUCAUCGGCCUCCCCGCGUCUGAGAUUCCCGCCAUCGAGAUCGCGCGCGGCGACCUGCUCGAGGUCGUCCCCGCCUCCUACGGCGUGCACUCGCAGGCGUUCCACUUCUGGGACGGGCCUGGGAGGCGGGUGGGCGAUGUGGCGGACGGGGGGCAGAAUGAUGAUAAUUUCUACGAGAACUAUGCGGAGGAUACGAAGGGGAAGAGGAAGUUGACGUCGGAUGAGUCGGCGGCGGCGGGGGUGCCGCAGGUGGUGCAGGAGGCGCCGCGCGCGCAGGCGAUGACGGAGACCUCGGGCCCGAAGGUGGUUGUUACCACUGAUGAGGGGCCGGUGUCGGACGCGGCGGUGGUGACUGGAGAGCCGGAAACGUACUAAACAAUCUAUUCUAGACAGAUGCACAUUGUACCAUAGCUAGCUACAGACAAACAUGAAUUGGGCGCAGUGAA
Messenger RNA from Schizophyllum commune H4-8, 1882 nucleotides. RefSeq names its product bifunctional 6-phosphofructo-2-kinase/fructose-2,6-bisphosphate 2-phosphatase. Gene Ontology annotation, molecular function: ATP binding; fructose-2,6-bisphosphate 2-phosphatase activity; 6-phosphofructo-2-kinase activity. The record is from RefSeq and is a predicted model, not a curated record. Bases 132 to 1811 code for a protein of 559 amino acids. Lineage: Eukaryota; Fungi; Basidiomycota; Agaricomycetes; Agaricales; Schizophyllaceae. Gene Ontology annotation, biological process: fructose metabolic process; fructose 2,6-bisphosphate metabolic process. The transcript is spliced from 9 exons. Gene Ontology annotation, cellular component: cytosol.